UUCUAUUUCACACUUUUCAGGGAUCCCAGAAUUCGCGGGAGUCUUCCGAAAUCGGGACGGCUUCGCGCACUCCCACAAGCAAAUAAGGAUCUCUGGGAAAAUAACCCAUCUCCUGCAAAUUCAUAAUAUUUGUAUGUUUUUUACUACUUCAUUAUCAAUUGUCUCACAGAGGUCAGUGCCAAUGGGUGCAGCAAAAUAAAAUUCAAAUAUGUUAGGAAGCUCAUUUAACCAGAUCUCCUGGAAGGAAUUUCUUCCAACUUGGGAUCCCUGCUCUUUGAGAUAUUUUAAUCACCGAACUUCUGCAUUGCAAUGUGAAAAAUUAAGCACAUUUUUUGGAUAAAAACAAUUUUAUUAUAUUGUUUGUAUCCAGGUGUUGUAAAGUAUGUUGGCCCCUUAGAUAAUGACAUCCUUCUACCUGAGGUUUAUGUCGGCGUUCAUCUCGAUGAAGCAGUUGGUAUGCAUGCGGGAGUUGUCAGUGGAAAGCGAUACUUUGAAACUCCCAAAGGAAGGGGUAUCAUGGUUAAAUACCAUGAAGUAAGAAAAAUUAAGCCACCUGAUAAACGCCCUCCAUUGACGGGUAAUGAAAUGUUUCCGAGCUAUAACCCAAAACACUACAGGAAGUUUGGAGCGAGAAGGUCAGCAAAAUCAAGUAGAUCUAUCCAUAAGCGUGCACAGACAGCGCCACCUAUUGGUCGGAAAUCAAGUGAGAAAAAGACAUCACCAACAUUCGGAAUUCAGACCCAAAAAGGAUCUGGUCUUAGGGUAGGUUGAAUUUGAUUGAUUCAAAGGCUUACAAUAGUGUGUAAAAUAAAAUAAAUAAAUAUAAAAUAUUCUGCAUGGAUAGUGAAUACAGUAUAGAAAUUUAUGUAUAACCUGUACUUUAUAGGCCUUUUUAUGGAGGAAAUUUACAAUUACAAGAAAGGGAGGGUGAAUUGACAAAAAUAAAUUACUGUAUUACAAUAUUUAAUUCAUCAUAUUAUCGUUAAUUGAUUAUCUAAAUUAUAUUUAUCAUUCAGUGCUUGAGCAUAGAAAAUGUUUUAAUCUUUAAGUCAUUUC
Molecule: messenger RNA, 1056 nt
Organism: Anneissia japonica
Lineage: Eukaryota; Metazoa; Echinodermata; Crinoidea; Comatulida; Comatulidae
Exons: 2
Coding region: 457-771 (104 amino acids)
Source: RefSeq, a predicted model, not a curated record